AUAUACUUCCAUUAAUAUAUCGAUAUAUCGUUGCCAUCGCUACUACUGGGUCACUUUUAUAUUGACUGUCGCGCUGUCGCCCGUCGCCCUGUCGCGAUCUCGACACCGUGUCGACACCAUACAUACGUCUGUGCGCGACACUCGACACCGCAAAAUCGUGACACCGAAACAGCGAUAUCGCUUGAAGUAACGUAAAUACCUUAUGAUAAGACGUAUCUUAGUAGAAGUAAGUAGUUCGCAUAAUAAACAAGAUUAAUUUGUGUGUACCCUUAAUGUUUAGCAAAUGAAUAAUUUUGUUGGAAUUUUAAUUUAAAAUAUACACAUUUUUUUAAAAAAGUUAGUGUUAUUAUAGUAUCAGAGUUUUAACCAAUGUUUCUUCAAAGUGUCUCCCUAUUAAUUUCAAACAUAUCUAGUAUAACCGAGAUGCUUGGUUAUCAUUAAGAAAUGUGUAAUUUAACAACAUGGGGGAGAGAAAGAUGGCAUUAUUAAGUAGUUCGCAUAAUAGGAUAAAGAAAGACAUUUUUGCCAAUUAAAUAAGUUUGUUGGAUAAAGUACUUACUAACAACAUAUUAUCUAAUGUAAGUGAGAUGGGUGAACGUGGUUACCACUGAGAAAUUUGUACCUAGUAUAACAUAAACAAUAUGGAGGACAAACAGAUGUCAUUAUUAAGUGGUUCAGAUAAUAACCAGGAUAAAGAAAGAAAUUUAAAUAUUUCAGAACUACAAAAUGAAGAAAAUCUCAUAAAACAAAUAAAAUCGGACGAUGUCAGUCAAAGCGUAUCAGAAGAAAAAAUCACAAAAUCUAACGAUAUGAAUCAAAAGGAGGAAGAGGUUUCGCUGAUAAAUAAUAACGAUUUAACAAAAAAGGGAAAUGAUAAGUUAAAGAAUUCAUCUAUAACAAACGCAGAAAGAUGUCGUAAUUAUAGGCAACGUAUAAAAGCGUUAAAAAAGAAAUCAGAAAAUGAACAAAGUAAAAUCUGUGUAUCGAACGCAGAAAAAUGUCGCACGUACAGACAACGCAAAAAAAAUAAUGAAAUUAAAUUAUUAACUACUAUUAGUAAUAAUACUACUAAUAAUGAUGUCCUUAUUGUUGAAAAUCCUCCAUCCAAGAAUGCCUUACAUUGUCGACGAUAUCGAGAAAAGAAAGCUCGACUACGGGCCAUAGCAUUACUCACAACUGAAUCUUCGUUAGUAAAGGGUGAUGGUAAUAAUUUUUUUGUUGAGGAUGAGUGUUCCCCCAAAGCAGGAUCUAGUUCUACUACUUCAAGCAAUGGCGCUGCUGUUCUGGAAAGAGGAUUAUCGAAUAGAAAGCUAUCAGUUCCCUCUCCAAAGGAAAAUUGUCAAACAGAUGAAGAUAUUGAAAUCGAGGAGACCCACCUCGAAGUUAGUGAUAUCAAAGAGGAACACACAGAACACACUUUACCUGAUACUGUUGAACCGUCUUGCCCGGCCGUCACAAACCUCAACAGACUACACCCGUCGACUCUUGAACCGUCUUGUCCGGCCGUCACAAACCUCAACAGACUACACCCAUCGACUAUUGAACCGUCUUGUCCGGCCGUCACAAACCUCAACAGACUACACCCGUCGACUAUUGAACCGUCUUUCCCGGCCGUCACAAACCUCAACAGACUACACCCGUCGACUAUUGAACCGUCUUGUCCGGCCGUCACAAACCUCGAAAGACCACGCCCAUCGGUCACGCAAGAGGAUAGUCCAGGUGAAAAACCAUUUGAUAUUUUCGGAAAGUACGUGGCUGCGGAAUUACAUCAGUUGUCCGAACGACACGCCAUUCUGGUUCAGCAAGAAAUACAAAACUGCAUUACCAAAGCCAGAUUGGCAUGUUUGGACGAUAAAUCAAGUUCUCCGGUUGAGGUUAUGUACAUUGAUGUUAGACCUUCUAUAUCUUCGAAUUUGAUCGAGUCUACAUGUAAGGAUUCAAACGAUGCAGUUUUUAACAAUUAAAAAAUUCAGAUUAAUAAAAAUGUAUUUGAUUCACAACAGUAAAUCUAUUAAAUAAAUAGACUAUAAAGAAUAUACUAUUUUUAAUAUUCAUGUAUUAAAGAUGGAAAGGACGUGUGAUAACCAUUUAAAAAAAUAUAUGUUUCUAAUAAAACUAACAAAGUUAUAAUAAUUAUUUAAUAUCAAAAAUACCAGAUAUGCAAAUGGAACACCGAAGUUAAACUGAGUUAGCCAAAUUAUUUUUGACAAGUAGUAUCGAACAUGCAAGAAAAAUAUAUAACUAGUUAAUUCUUAGUGAAUUUCAUAAUUGAUUGGUUUGCUACACGUAACGUAGAGAGAUCUACAAUCUAUAAUAAACUUUUUUAAAGUCUUUUGAUAAGAAUUCUUGAUAAAGUCACUCCCAUCACUCCUAAUUUAAGUUCAGAUACAAGAUCCUCCUAGAUAACUACCUCUGAACAAAAGCAAUCGUAGACUAAAUAAAAUAAGCCCAUCAAAUCCGCAGAAUUUUAGAUCAAAUUCAAUAUGUCAAUUGAAACAAACAUGAAUGUCGAUUCCACCCUCUAAUGCAUGGAUUUAUAA
Messenger RNA from Sitophilus oryzae (rice weevil), 2540 nucleotides. RefSeq lists its product as uncharacterized. The record is from RefSeq and is a predicted model, not a curated record. Lineage: Eukaryota; Metazoa; Arthropoda; Insecta; Coleoptera; Curculionidae. The coding region runs from base 642 to 1964 and encodes 440 amino acids. The transcript is spliced from 3 exons.